GACAUUAGUCUGCAUAGUGUAGUUCUAGUCGGUAAUUUUCGUGUCGGCAAUGUACAACAUUAAUUUUUCGUUGAUUUUAAUUACCCUAAAAUUAGAAAGUUUUUAAUACAAUGAUAAAUAUAAAAACAGAUUUCAAGUAAUUUGUGUUUAUUCAAGGGACAUCAUAUUUGAUACUAAACUGUGUCAAAUGCACAGCAAUUUUUGAAAAUAAUAUACUCUAACAUUCGUUGAACGGUAAGAAUGCCUUGGAUAACCUGCUUAGAAGGUGGCCCCAAGAGAGUUAAUCAUGCAGCUGUUGCUGUGGGUCAUAAAAUUUAUUCUUUUGGGGGAUACUGCACUGGAGAGAACUCCCGGGAGUACACAUCCAUGGAUGUACAUGUGUUAAAUACUACUACCCUUCGAUGGACACAACAUCCUGUGAGUGACUUACCAUAUUUUGAAAAUGAUGAUAUUCUUCCCUACAAGAGAUAUGGUCAUACUGCAAUAGUAUAUGGGGAAAAGGUCUAUAUAUGGGGUGGUAGAAAUGAUAGAGCCUCAUGUUCAACUCUAUUCUGUUUUGAUACUGUUUGGCACUGUUGGACAGCUCCUAAAACUACUGGACAUUUCCCCCCAGCUCGAGAUGGGCAUACAGCUUGUUUAUGGAAGAAUUAUAUGAUUAUUUAUGGCGGAUAUGAAGAACACUCAGACUCUUUUGCUCAACUUAUAUAUCACUUGAAUCUAGAUACUAUGCAUUGGACAUAUGUCCCUAUAGGUGGACCGGAACCAAGCGCACGGGAUUUUCAUACGACUGUCGUAAUCAAUGAUAGAAUGUAUUUGUUUGGAGGAAGAGGUACCUUAGUUGAUCAUUUUGUUGGGGGUAGACAAAUGAUGUAUUGUAAUGAAUUGUGGUAUUUAGAUCUGAAUACUUUUACAUGGCACCAUUGUGAAGUCACGGGAACUGUACCAGUUGGGAGAAGAAGCCAUUCUGCAUUUGUUUAUGAUGAAAAAAUGUACAUUUUUGGAGGAUAUAACUCAGACAGAGAUCGACACUAUAAUAAUAUAUUCGAAUUCGAUCCAAAGACUAACGUAUGGAAGAAGUUGAGUGUAUCCGGCAAAAAACCCUGUAGACGAAGAAGACAGGCCUGUGUGUUGGUCGGAGAUAGAGUCUAUAUGUUUGGUGGGACAAGUCCACAUGCAUCAGUUUCGUCAAGUAGUAGGAAUUUAGAUGAUAAAUUAAGAGAUCAUAGUGAUAUGCAUGUGCUGGAUUUCAAACCAACAUUAAAAACGCUAUGCAUUAUGGCGGUUAGGAAAUACAAGAUAGAAGACUCAAACCUUCCACAAAAUUUAAGAACGGAUAUUUACAACAUGUACACUCCCAAUAAAAUUUUUUUGAACAGACCAAAUAACUCUGCCGGAUAAGAUGUAUUGGACAAGAAGAAUAUUGUAAAUAUUGUUUUAGAUAUACAGCUAUAGUACUAUUUUUUUAUUAUUUAUUUAUUUUGUGAUAUCAGGUUUACAUUUUUUUUAAACAACUGAUGCCUAUUGUUAGAUAUAAUAGAAAUAAAUAAUUAUUUAGCUAUUU
Molecule: messenger RNA, 1561 nt
Organism: Diabrotica balteata
Lineage: Eukaryota; Metazoa; Arthropoda; Insecta; Coleoptera; Chrysomelidae
Source: the annotation of a GenBank genome assembly